This is a messenger RNA of Paralichthys olivaceus (Japanese flounder), 2385 nucleotides long. RefSeq names its product CDP-L-ribitol pyrophosphorylase A (gene crppa). NCBI's taxonomy places the organism in Eukaryota, Metazoa, Chordata, Actinopteri, Pleuronectiformes, Paralichthyidae. Gene Ontology annotation, biological process: isoprenoid biosynthetic process; protein O-linked glycosylation via mannose. Gene Ontology annotation, cellular component: cytosol. Gene Ontology annotation, molecular function: D-ribitol-5-phosphate cytidylyltransferase activity. The record is from RefSeq and is a predicted model, not a curated record.
GUGUUCACCGGAAAAUGUGCGUUUGAAUCCCGCACCUUGACAGCGCAGUUCCUCCACGUUGCGGUGUUUACCUGGUGACCCACAGAUCGGAACCAGUGAUGGACCCGUCCUGACCCUCUCCUCCCUCCCGGGAACCACACGCACACAAACCGCAUCAGCAUGGAGGACGACCGCUGUGAUCCGGACGGGCCCGCUCAUCCUCGGACUUUCCCAGCCGGCGAGUCCGGGCGGAGCGAGGGGCAGCCCGCAGAGCUCCGCGUCGACUUCCCGGUGUCUGUGGUUCUUCCUGCCGGCGGCACCGGGGAGAGAACCGGUCUCUCGACACCGAAGCAGUUCUGCUCGAUCCUAGGUAGACCGCUCAUCAGCGUCACCGUCCAGGCGUUCGAGAGGGUGUCAUGGAUCCAGAGCAUCGUGGUCGUUGUUGCCAAAGAAAACAUGGAGCUGAUGACGGAUAUGGUUCAGCGCUUCCAGCACACAAAGGUGCGAGUGGUGGCGGGCGGCUCGACUCGGCACAGGUCCAUCUGUAAUGGCGUCCUGGCUCUGGGUGAGCAGGAGGAGGAGAGGGCACCGAAGGUGGUCAUCAUCCAUGAUGCUGUGCGGCCUUUUGUUGAGGAGGACUUUCUGUACAAGAUAGCUGUGGCUGCUGAGGAACAAGGGGCCGCAGGAGCUAUCCGACCUCUUGUUUCCACGGUGAUAGCCACCACAUCAGAGGGUUACCUGGAUCAUUCUCUGGAGCGAGGCAAGUACAGAGCCAGCGAGAUGCCUCAGGGAUUCACGUACAACGUCAUCCAUCAAGCUUAUCAGAGGUGCACUGAGUCAGACUUUGAGUUUGGCACCGAGUGUCUCCAUCUGGCUCUGCAGUACUGUGGCACCAACGCCAAGCUCAUCGAGGGGCCGCCAACGCUGUGGAAGGUGACCUACAAACGGGAUUUGGCUGCAGCAGAGUCCAUCAUCAAAGAGUCUCUGUCUCGAUCGGCCUGUGUGAUCACAGGUGGAUCAGCGGCGGCUGUGACGUUGGCCGACGCUCUACAGAAAGCUGCUGCAGCCCUGGACAUGGAGCUGGACGUCGUCUCAGAUCUGAUGGGGGACAGCGGCAGGUAUCUGUUAAAGGAAUGUAACUUCAUCCAGGUUUCUGUUAAUCGUGGCUGUCCGUCUGAAGUGAAGUCCUUACUGAAGGAUUUAGAGGCAGCGAAUCGAGCUCUUCUUCAGCCGCUGGUCGUCAUUUGGGUGCAUUUGAGUGGUCCGGAUGAGCUGGUGAUGCCAGAGCCAGCGUCGAUCAUGGACGUGGCCUCAGCAGCCAAGCUCAGGAAUAUUCUCUUCUACGGCAUCCAGCUCCAGCAGUCAAAGGAUACAGAGCGUUGGGAGAGGUCAGUUUCGAGGGUCGCUGAGAUCACUUCAGCCCUGAUCCGGGAGAGGAGCCCCGCCUUGGUGGGACAGCUUCUGCAGGCGUGAAGGGAAGCAGCAGCAACAGAAAAUCCCCUCAUCAUGACUCAUGAAUCCUGCAGGGAUGAGACGGUCACAUGUCUUUCUCUGAUCUAAGAGUUUAGGGACUUUCGUGUCGAGUCGACGCAGCAGAGGUCCAGAUGUCCUCACUUUUUUCUCCCAAGUGGGUGUCGAGCUCCAGAAACCCUGAAUCCUACUCUUCUCAUGAUGCAACUCAAGAGCUUCUGUUGUUAAACUCUCCCAGUCUGGUGCACGAUCAUGUUGCUCAAUCCCCAUUCCCCCAAUUUAUAAGAGCAAAACAAGGCUUUAUAUAACUGGAAUGCAUCUGUGUGCAGCUCAUACCCUCCACCAAGGCCCAACACUCCCCUCAUUUCAAUCAAGCUGCACCAACUCUCUCACACUCAGAGAUAUCAGUUCUCUAAACAGGUCAGCUUUUUUUUGUUAAGAUUAAUGAAUCCCUGGGAAAUCAGUGAAAAUGUCAAAGAAAAUAAAAAGUGGAAAAUAAAAUUCCUGCAUCUGCCCUCUGACACGGAUCUGCAGCUAAAUCAAAUGGAAAUCUUCUGCCUGGUUUUUGUGUAAUCCUGCAAACAAACAAACAAACAAACGCAGACCUUGUAAACAAAGCGUCCUUGGCGGAGGUAAUGAGUGUAAACAGGAAGUGAAACCAGAACUAAAAGACAACAUUACGUUAUGAUAUGAAAGUGUCUUCGGGGACGACCCCGACCUCACAACACUAUGUCUGUUCAUUCAAAUGAGAAAAAAGCUGCAAAGUUGCUUCAUCAGUGAAGUGAGGUACGUCAACGAGUCAUGUGACUGAUGGAGGAGGGUUUGUUAGUUAUAACAGUUUAACUCUGUAUUGUGUGUAACACUGGAUGCUGAACAUUAACAUGUAAUGAAAUGGUCCUUUAUUUUUUUUACUCCAUUAAAACUGCUUGUUUUUCA